AUGGCGGCAGAGCCGAAGCUGCACGAGGGUCCCCCGUGGUCCGUGCUGGAGCUGGGACUGAGCUGCGUCUUGCUGCCCCUCUCAGCGUUCGAGAAGCCAAAGCAGCCCUGGGGCUGCGUGCUGCAAGACGCCUGCGUUGGAGACCCACAAGCACCAGCCUCAGCAUUACGAGGAGGAGGAGGAGGAGAAGGAACCAUGUUCCAGGCCAAGGGACCCGCCAGCUCGCCCCCAGCUCACGAGGCAAAGAGCAACGCGGCAGGGAGCUCCGUGCAGCGCUCCAAGUCCUUCAGCCUGAAGGCCCAAGUGAAGGAGAUGUGCACAGCCUGCCAGAAAACCGUCUACCCCAUGGAGAGGCUGGUGGCCGAUAAGUUCGUCUUCCACAACGCCUGCUUCUGCUGCAAGCACUGCCACACCAAGCUCAGCCUGGGCAGCUACGCGGCGCUGCACGGCGAGUUCUACUGCAAGCCCCACUUCCAGCAGCUCUUCAAGAGCAAAGGCAACUACGACGAGGGCUUCGGGCGCAAGCAGCACAAGGAGCUCUGGCUGCACAUGGAGGUGGAGAGCGGCACCAAGUCGGCGUGAGCGGGGCCAGCCGCCCCUGUCCCGGAGCCCCG
Tinamus guttatus (white-throated tinamou) is the source of this 614-nucleotide messenger RNA. RefSeq names its product LIM domain containing 2 (gene LIMD2). Lineage: Eukaryota; Metazoa; Chordata; Aves; Tinamiformes; Tinamidae. The record is from RefSeq and is a predicted model, not a curated record.